Aspergillus clavatus NRRL 1 is the source of this 960-nucleotide messenger RNA. Its product is annotated as putative class III chitinase. Gene Ontology annotation, molecular function: chitinase activity. Lineage: Eukaryota; Fungi; Ascomycota; Eurotiomycetes; Eurotiales; Aspergillaceae. Gene Ontology annotation, biological process: carbohydrate metabolic process. The coding region runs from base 1 to 960 and encodes 319 amino acids. Gene Ontology annotation, cellular component: extracellular region. The record is from RefSeq and is a predicted model, not a curated record. The transcript has a single exon.
AUGCCUCCCGUGCCCGGGCGAUCAGAGCGACAUCGAGUCAUUUGUUACCACCAGACAUUGUGUCCGAACCGCGGCGAUUAUGUCUCGGUACUGCCCUUGGUGAAGAACAACACCGGCAUCACCCAUAUCAUCAUUGCAGCCUUCCACUUGAACGCAGAACCGGGACAUAUUACACUCAACGAUGACCCUCCCGAACACGAAAUGUACGAUCCUCUGUGGGCGGAAAUGCCCCUGUUGAAGCGCGAUGGCAUCAAGGUGAUGGGUAUGCUAGGUGGAGCGGCACAGGGAUCCUUUCGGUGUCUAGACGGAGAUCAGGACAAGUUCGAGCGAUACUAUCAACCACUUCUGGCCAUGGUGCGACGGCACCAACUGGAUGGGCUGGAUCUAGACGUGGAGGAAGAGAUGUCUCUGUCGGGCAUCAUCCGGCUGAUUGACCGGUUGAAGCUGGACUUGGGAGAAAAUUUCAUCAUCACCCUGGCGCCGGUCGCCGCGGCAUUGUUGGGAAUCGGAAAUCUUUCGGGGUUUGACUACCGGCAGCUCGAGCAGCAACGAGGGUCUAAGAUCAGCUGGUAUAAUGCGCAAUUCUACAACGGUUGGGGUCCAGCAGAAGAUCCCCGCAUGUAUGCCGCCAUUGUGGCCCAGGGAUGGUCCCCGCGGCGCGUGGUCUAUGGAUUAUUGACCAACCCAGGGAACGGGUCGCAGGGCUAUGUUUCACGCGAGAAGAUCGGGACUGUACUCGCGGUGCUGGUCGAGCAGUUCCCGGAUUUUGGAGGUGUCAUGGGCUGGGAAUACUUCAAUUCCCUGCCCGGGGAGCGGGAGAAGCCAUGGCAGUGGGCCGCGGAGAUGUUUCUCAGCAUGCACAUGAAGGAUUUGGUCGUUGCUGCACAGCAAGUGCUGACCACGGGGCCCAUGGCCAGCAGUCUGAUGAAUGUUCUCCGAGAUAUGAUGCAACAACGAUAG